AUGAAGGAGGAUGAGUUGAAAAUAGAAUUCGAGAUACUUAUAGAAGAAAUACAUGGAUUUAAAAACCCUGCACGUAUAAAAAUAAAAGAUGGAAAACUGUUGAAGGAAUUUGGAAAUAUACUCAAUGAUAGCAAGUUCACUGAUGUGACCAUCAUAACAGCUGAUAAAAAGGAACUUCGAGCCCAUAAAAACAUACUGGCAGCACGCAGUAAAGUGUUUGAGGCAAUGUUUGAUCAUGAGCUGGAGGAGAGCAAACUAAAUCAAGUGUACAUAAACGAUUUCAAUGAGGAGGUUAUACGCCAAAUGCUGCAAUACAGCUAUACCGGCAAAUUGACGAAAUUGGAUGAUUUAAAUGCUGAUCUUCUGGCCAUAGCCCACAAGUAUGAGCUGCAGGAGCUCGAAGAAAUGUGCGUUAAUUCUCUGCUUGAGAAGCUUUCCAUCGAAACAGCAGCAGAAGCAUUCAAAUUGGGAGAUCUGUACACUUAUCAAAUUCUAAAAGAAAGCGCAGUGAAUAUGAUGAAACAGCACGCAGCUAGUUGGAUCAGGGAAGACGCAUCCAAUGAACCUCAAGUACUAGUGAACAUUUCUGAGAUCAUUACGAAUUUGCAGAAACUUAAAGAAGCUGAAGACUGCAAAGAUGAACAGUGAAGAGA
Drosophila busckii is the source of this 653-nucleotide messenger RNA. Its product is annotated as speckle-type POZ protein-like. The coding region runs from base 1 to 648 and encodes 215 amino acids. Gene Ontology annotation, cellular component: cytoplasm. Gene Ontology annotation, biological process: regulation of proteolysis; proteasome-mediated ubiquitin-dependent protein catabolic process. Gene Ontology annotation, molecular function: ubiquitin protein ligase binding. The record is from RefSeq and is a predicted model, not a curated record. Lineage: Eukaryota; Metazoa; Arthropoda; Insecta; Diptera; Drosophilidae. The transcript has 2 exons.